Molecule: messenger RNA, 2210 nt
Organism: Xiphophorus maculatus (southern platyfish)
Lineage: Eukaryota; Metazoa; Chordata; Actinopteri; Cyprinodontiformes; Poeciliidae
Gene: cd82b
Product: CD82 molecule
Exons: 9
Coding region: 234-1004 (256 amino acids)
Cellular component (GO): membrane
Source: RefSeq, a predicted model, not a curated record
AAAGUCAUUGAAUGCGGCGCCGUUUAAAAAUUGCCCGUCAAACACUGUUUGCAACCAGGACUGUUGUUGCUAACAAACACAGUGGUGAAUCUGUUUCCCCAUUUUCAUGCAGACUGAAACCAAAUGGCCUACCAGACCCAACACUUCAGAGAAACUUUGCUUCCUUUUCGUGUGAAAUUUGCUGCUGCAAUGGCUCACAACUCGCUGCAAAGUAGCACGGCCCAAUCACAGCCAUGUCGAAAGGAUGCAUCACAGUCACCAAGUACUUCUUAUUCCUCUUCAACCUCCUCUUUUUUAUCUUUGGAGCGUUGAUCAUGGGCUUUGGACUGUGGAUACUCUUCGAUAAGGAAAGCUUCAUAGCGGUGCUACAAGAAUCUUCUGACACGGUGAAGGUGGCUUCGUAUAUCCUCAUCGGAGUCGGAUCUCUGACGAUGGCCAUGGGCUUCUUCGGCUGCAUCGGCGCCAUCUAUGAAAUCCGCUGCCUGCUGGGACUGUACUUCACCUGCCUUCUGCUCAUCCUCAUCGCUCAGGUCACUGCUGCUGUUCUCAUUUACAUACAGAGAGAUCCGCUGAAACACGAGAUGUCCGUCAUCAUUAGAGGACUGAUAGUGAACUACACGGGUCAGAACAAAACCACAGAGCACGCCUGGGACUUCGUUCAGAGGACGAUGAAAUGCUGUGGGUGGACUGGUCCAGGUAACUGGUCCGAGAACACUUUGAUCAAGAACAGCACGCAGUAUCUGUACUCCUGCUCCUGUCGUAACGACACCAUCCCGGGAACCGAGGUGAAAGAGUUUGGCCUUUGUGAGCGCCUGUCAGCACAGCCACCUGUCUUUGAAAUGGGCUGUAUAACCAGCGUGGAAAAAUGGCUGCUGGAUAACUGUGGGAUUAUCCUGGGGAUCUGUAUCGGGGUGGCUGUUGUGGAGCUCCUGGGGAUGAUCCUCUCCAUGUGUCUGUGCAAGAGCGUCGUCCAGGAGGAUUACACCAAAGUACCGAAGUACUGAGCCGAGCACGAAGCCAGCCAGUUCAACACAGAUGGACCGACUCCCCUCCGCCUCUCCUCCACACACACACACACAGCCACACACACACACAUAUAAAGAAAUUAAGACAGCUGUCUUCACCAUUUGAGGUUCUCGUGUCUCAACAGCUGUGCAGAUUUCUCACACACUCACCCAACAUGUCCCACACUCAGUAAUUCACACUCAGCUCUCAGUCAUCCUCGACACACACCAUGGACUCAUUUGAUGGGAUUUUUUUUUAAGGUUAAGAAUUUAUUGUUUAUGACGGAGUAUUGGGGCCAAACUCUGAAAAAAUUCAAGGUUUCCCCCUGUGUAUUAUAAAGCCGGUCCGCCAGGCUUUACUUGCCCCCCACCAGGCUUAUAAUACACAGGGAGAUCAGUAUAAAAUUCAGUACAAAAAUGACAAAAACACGGUGGACCGCCUCUGCGCCCCGACCACUGAGCUCAGCAAGUUUUCUGUAAAUUAAAACAGAAAUAUGGGGAAAAAGUCAUUUUUCUAGAAUUAAACAGUAGUAAUAUGAGACUAAAGUCCAAAUAUUGCAAGAAUAAAAUCUCAAAAUUACCAGAAUAAAGUCAUAAUAUUUCAACUUUAUCAUGGUAAUGUUAUCACUGUAAAUCUUGUAAAAAUCUAUUGUUUUUAUUUUCUAAUUGCAACCCUAAUAUUCUGUCAUAAUAAUUUGCUUCUGUGCAAAUGUUCAUUUAGAUUUUAGUCGUUUCUCAGCCGACCUCGGCAAACGCGGCGCGGCGUUGGAGCGAGCACUUUAGAGAGAUUUAGCGAUCUGAGAGCCAGAUCAGUAGAUUUCUAGGCAGGCAGAUGGGAGGGAAGCCAGUGUGUGUGGGGGUGGGUGUGUGUGUGGGGGUGUUUGUGGGCCCGUCUUAAGGAUUACCGUCACCCUGUGAUCCUGCAUCUGGUAUUUCUGGUGCUGAGUAAGCGUUCUGCUCCGCGCUGCAGUGGUGGAGGUUUUUGGUUUGGUUGAAAAUCAGCUCUGACCUGGUAACCCUGACAUCCGCUGACCUCUGCUGACCUCUGCUGACCUCGCCACCACUUCAUCCUACUCCCUACACUGUAAAGAGCAGAAGAUAGUAGGCACAACUAAAUGUGGCUCAAAUGUUUAAGUCAAAUAAAUUUAUCCAGUUUUAGAUUUUGAACCUAAAUGUGAGUUUGUGAAAGAUAAACUUACAGCAGUA